Trypanosoma conorhini is the source of this 2433-nucleotide messenger RNA. Its product is annotated as putative FG-GAP repeat protein. NCBI's taxonomy places the organism in Eukaryota, Euglenozoa, Kinetoplastea, Trypanosomatida, Trypanosomatidae. The record is from RefSeq and is a predicted model, not a curated record. Bases 1 to 2433 code for a protein of 810 amino acids. The transcript has a single exon.
AUGUCCGUGGGCCUCUACUCCCUGCUAGACGAGACAAAUGUCAGCAGCAACUGCGGCUCCAGGGGAUUUGGUCGGGUGCGGCGCCUACCGGCGAUUCAGGUGGACUCGUGGGAGUUCCGCAAGCACGCGCAGGAGGGGUCUGUCAUGCCCAACGCCCUCGUCGCCUGCGACGUGGACGGGGACGGGGUGGCGGAGAUCAUUUUUGGCACCACCGGGGGGCAGCUCAUCGUGGUGAAGCCGGACCACCGCGUGCCGAUCUACUCCCGCACACUUGCCGCAACCAUCUGCAUCGUGCUGUACAGCGCGGCCCAUCGCCGACUGGUGGUGCUGACGCUGGAGGGGCAGUGCGAGGUCACCGAGGGGUUCCUUGUGGGCGGCGGCAGGCCUGCGCCGGCGGCCUUCUGCGCCCCUGGCCACACCAAGCGGCAGCAGGAUGCGGCUCCCACGCCCCGCGCGGGGAGCAACAGCCGCCUGGGCAACUGCGCGAGCAGCCAAAACGAGGGAAUCAUGUCCAGUAAUCCCUCGUUCACGUCUUCACAUGUUUUCUGUGUGGCACCAAACUGCAUUUGCGGCGAUAUCACGGCCGAAGAGGGCGCGACGACGGUGUUUCUCGGCUCCCAGAAUUGCAUAUAUGUCUACUCCCUCGCACCGGGGGGCGACUGCCUCGGAUCACUCUUUCUGCAGGCACCUGUUACCUCCAUGCGGUGCUUCACCGUGCCAUUUGCCACCGAAGGCAAUUUGCGCGUUCUCAGCACCCCACCAGCAUCCUCAAAAAAUGCAGCAGCGGAAACGCAGGUAUUUUCUGACGAUUCGGCUCCUGUCGGUGGUGGAAUGUGUGGCGCUUCCUCCCAGCAGACGCAGGCGGGGGCCACAUUGCUGUUGUUCACUUGUCAGGAACAGCUUGUUCUCCUCAACGCCUCCACUAGCAACGUGAGGCAGUGGGGCGUCUCGGGCCACUCGCGGUGUGUUGCGAUGCAGGAGAAGACCGUCAGAGAUUCCCCAGGAAAGACCGUCGUCGAUGGCGCCUGCACGGCCUCGCACUCCCCCGCUCAUAGAACGGUGUCGCUAUUUCCGGAUGACGCGGCUAACGCGCGAACGACGCUCCUGCAACCCCUUUGGCAGUGCUCGAUGAGAUGCAUUUCAGAGCUGCAACAACGGCAGCCGUGUCCACGGACGGUGUCGGAGGAGGAGUGCCACGCGCAGGGCGGGGGGCGUAGCUCGUCGCCAGGGCGAGGCGCGGUCUCGUUGCCGGAGAUUGCCGCUACGGCGGCACGAGAGGAAGCGGGGUCGUCGCCGAGAAAGCAGCGUGUGUUGCGUGGGCGCAGCACCCCCGCCGUUGCCGCUGCUGCGUCGCAGUUGAGAGAAGAUAGUGAGACCGUGUGGGAUGGCUUGGAACAUGAUCUGCAGCUUUCCUUUGCGGUGGAUGUGGCGGUGGGGAGAAGCAAGCUGCAGUUCGCCAUUGCCAGUGAGGAUGGGCGUUGGUUCAUCCUUGAAAUGUCCCCCGCGGACGACGACACUCCGACGCAGGCGGUGCAGACGGUGUCAAGUGCAACCCCCACGGAAGCCGUCACUCAUGCUGCCUCCAGAAAAUGGGCGGCCGCCUCGAUCCUGUGCAUAGCGUCAGGUAAUCUAAGUCCACAGUGGUUUCUGCAGUGUGUUCGUCACUUCUGCGUUGGAAACGACGAGUUCCGCGCCGUGCUUCUCUCCACGGACGGCACCUGCUACUUGGUGGACGGCAACAGCAAGACCUGCAUUGAGUCGUACCUGAAGGCGGAUGCCUCAUCCUGUACAAUCUUGCAGGAUGGAGUCAUGGGGAGGCCCAUGCACCCAUGCUGCGCAGCUCCCGGCCGUGCGGCAACAACGACGCCUACUACCGCCAUCUCUUCUGCUUCCUUGCAGCCGCGAAGCAGGUUUGUGUGCUGCUGCGGCUGCAACUGUGGUACCGUAGAAACACGCAACGGCCGCAGGAUCUUCCUCGUGUGUGUGACCGUGGACGAGAUUGUGAUUUCCUCGGUGGGCGGGGAUGCGUUCCUUUCAGCGCGGCAGUGCCCGAGGCAGGAAACAGGCACGGGAGAGCGACCACUCGCGUCGUCGGGGCCUCUGGCCGUCGCCCACGCCGCAAACGUGGCUGCAGCUGGUGCUGGUGGUGGUGGUGGGAAGACGCAUGGGUGGGGCGAGGUUUGCAGCGGGUGCGGCAUCCCCACGGCAGGCGGUGGGCAUGUCGGCGAUGAGGUGGACAACGUGGAUAAGGAAGAGGAGGAAUUGAUGUUAGAAUUGGGCACCGCCUUGCUGGAAGCGGAGUGCUGCGCAGACCCGGUGUCGCUCUUCUCUCCAGAGGAGCGACGAUUUGCCGCGCGUAAGCUGUGCGCCGCUGGCUACACCCCGCAGGAGUGGGAGCUGUUGCUGCAGCUGGACGCGGAGUUGUCGGAAUGA